Messenger RNA from Linum trigynum, 1644 nucleotides. Lineage: Eukaryota; Viridiplantae; Streptophyta; Magnoliopsida; Malpighiales; Linaceae. The record is from the annotation of a GenBank genome assembly.
AUGUCGUCGUCGGAGCCCCAGAACCCACCGCCGGAGCAAGGCGAGGAGGAAGACGCCAAGGCUACAAGCAAGAAGGCGGCGAAGAAGGAGGCUGCGAAGCAGGAGAAGCUGCGCCGGAAAGCGGAGGCAGCUGCCUUGGCAAAGGCGGCUUCCUCUCUCGCCGUCGAGGAAGAGGAUCCCCUCGCCGGGAACUACGGCGAUGUACCGCUGAACAAGCAGCAAUCGAGAGAGGAACUCGAUCUCAGUGCGUGGACGAAGGUGAGGGAGCUGAAUGCGGAAUUGAAGGAUAAGGAGAUCCUGAUUAGAGGCCGAGCUCAAACUGUGCGCCCCGUUAGCAAGAACAUGGCGUUCGUUGUGGUUAGAGAGAGUGGGUUUACGGUUCAGUGCGUCGUCACUGUUCAGCCUGAGAUUGUGAGCCGUCCGAUGGUGAAGUUCAUCUCAGGUUUGACUAGUGAGUCAAUCGUUGAAGUUCAGGGGAUCGUCUCCGUGCCCAAUGUUGCUAUCAAGGGAGCUACCCAGCAGGUUGAAGUCCAAGUUAGGAAACUCUACUGUGUUAACAGGGCCCUGCCAACUCUACCAAUCACUAUUGAGGAUGCUUCUAGAAGUGAGAAGGAGAUUGAAGAAGCUUCUAAGACUGGGGAACAACUUGUCCGCGUUAAUCAAGACACGCGCCUGAACAAUCGGGUUAUCGACUUACGCACACCGGCUGGCCAAGGGAUUUUCCAAAUUCAAAGUGAAGUUAGCUAUGUGUUCAGGGAAUUUCUUCAUACAGAGGGAUUUGUAGAGAUCCAUACUCCAAAGCUGAUAGCAGGUAGCAGUGAGGGGGGUGCUGCUGUCUUCAGGCUGGAUUACAAGGGGCAACCUGCCUGCUUAGCACAAUCACCUCAGCUUCACAAACAAAUGGCCAUUGCUGGAGAUUUUGGACGAGUGUUUGAGGUUGGUCCAGUUUUCAGGGCAGAAGACUCAUAUACUCACCGGCACUUGUGUGAGUUUACUGGUCUUGAUGUGGAAAUGGAGAUUAAGAGUCACUAUUCUGAGGUAAUGGAUGUUGUGGACAAGCUAUUUGUCACUAUGUUUGACAGAUUGAAUGAACAGAAGUGCAAGCCGUACCUUGAAGCUGUAGCUAAGCAACAUCCAUUCGAGCCAUUGAAGUACUUGCGGAAGACAUUGCGCCUAAAAUUUGAAGAAGGCAUUCAGAUGCUGAAAGAUGCUGGAGAGGUAGUGGACCCCUACGGUGACCUGAAUACAGAAGCAGAAAGAAAGCUGGGCAACCUUGUAUUGAAGAAAUACGGCACUGAGUUCUAUAUUCUCCACCGCUAUCCAUUGGCUGUCAGGCCAUUCUACACAAUGCCAUGCCAUGAUGAUACAAAGUACAGCAAUUCUUUUGAUGUCUUCAUUCGAGGGGAGGAGAUCAUUUCAGGAGCUCAGCGUGUUCAUGUGCCUGAUCUACUGGAAGAACGUGCCAAGGCAUGUGGUAUUGAUGUCAGCACAAUCUCAACUUACAUAGAUUCUUUCAGAUAUGGGAUGCCCCUACACGGUGGUUUCGGAGUGGGAUUGGAGCGCGUGGUGAUGCUCUUCUGUGGUCUAAAAAAUAUUCGAAUGACAUCGCUGUUCCCUCGUGACCCUCGUAGGAUCGCCCCAUGA